Molecule: messenger RNA, 1198 nt
Organism: Olea europaea var. sylvestris
Lineage: Eukaryota; Viridiplantae; Streptophyta; Magnoliopsida; Lamiales; Oleaceae
Product: protein TIC 20-I, chloroplastic-like
Exons: 3
Coding region: 206-1030 (274 amino acids)
Source: RefSeq, a predicted model, not a curated record
AAAUGACCACUUAUGCCCUCCACGCGACUACCCCUCAGGUAGUUCAACAAAAUUAUUAUAUCCACGGUCCUUCCCUAUCUUCGCCGUUCCCAGUCUCACUCUCGUUGCUUCUCUCUGUAUUGAUUUGCCGCCGAGAAGAAGAAAUUCACCGCAUAACCAACAGAGGCUCGAAAAUCCAGGUGGAAGUUGAACUCGGUGCUGGAGUAUGAUUCUAAGUGGAUGCUCUCUGACUUCUCGGGGCAUUCACGUGUCCUACAAAUACAGAGAAUGUGGCUCUAGGUCUCAAAACUUGGCAUCAUCAUGCACAUUGCACUUGCAGGCUAAGGCUGUAAUCUCAUGCAGUAGAAGUUCAUUGGUUCCACUCCCAAAUCUGAAAUGCCAAACAUCAUUAGAUAUCCAGCCUUACUCUCUUUCCGCUGCAUCAUCGCCAGUCUUGAAUGGGGAACAAGGUAGCUUGUUACGUACCAUACCCAAGUUGCCCCGUAGGCACAAGUUUCUUUCACCUGCCAGAGCAUCCCAGGAUGUCCCUUAUAGUUAUAGAUACCCUGCUAUGACUAAGAAGCCGAAAUGGUGGUGGAGAUCUUUGGCAUGCCUCCCUUAUUUGAUGCCUCUGCACGAGACAUGGAUGUAUGCUGAAACAGCAUAUCAUCUGCACCCUUUCUUGGAAGAUUUUGAGCUACUAACCUAUCCCUUUUUGGGAACUAUAGGGAGAUUGCCUAGCUGGUUUCUGAUGGCUUAUUUCUUUGUGGCUUACCUUGGAAUAGUGAGGAGAAAAGAAUGGCCUCAUUUCUUUAGAUUCCAUGUAGUUAUGGGCAUGCUAUUGGAGAUAGCUUUGCAGGUUAUUGGGACUGUGAGCCGUUGGAUGCCACUCGCUGUAUACUGGGGUAAGGUCGGGAUGCAUUUUUGGACUGCAGUCGCAUUUGCCUAUUUGUUCACAGUUUUGGAGUGUAUGAGGUGCGCUCUUGCAGGGAUGUAUGCUGAUAUUCCCUUUGUCUGUGAUGCUGCAUAUAUUCAAAUUCCUUAUAAUUAAGCAGUUCAUCAUGGGGUUUACAGACUAUAAGCAUUUGCUUUUCUUUCUUUAUGUUUACUCUUUGCUUCCAAUCCUGUACCAGAACUUGCUGAAUUUAUGGUCCUGUGUGCUUUUAUAGUUUAUAAACCGUGUUUGUCUUUUCUAUAAUUUGAACUUAUUUUGUUACUA